Temnothorax curvispinosus is the source of this 2399-nucleotide messenger RNA. Its product is annotated as polypeptide N-acetylgalactosaminyltransferase 1-like. The record is from RefSeq and is a predicted model, not a curated record. The coding region runs from base 595 to 2388 and encodes 597 amino acids. Lineage: Eukaryota; Metazoa; Arthropoda; Insecta; Hymenoptera; Formicidae. Gene Ontology annotation, cellular component: Golgi apparatus. The transcript has 10 exons.
AGAAGCCGUCGUUUCGUAAUCGUCAUUUACACGGGAUAUAUUAUUCAAAUGAUUACGAAAUUGGGGAUGGCAGAUUUCGCACGAUUUCCGCCGUUAUCAUUACUUGCGCCGUUAUCGUACUUGGCGUUGUUUUUGUUGCACUUGCAGCAGUUCACAAUCCAUUAUAUGACAGAUCUGGCUGUCAGCUGGGUUGAUAUGACCCACCCAUAUGCUCAAUUCCGCAAACUUGUAUGAAAGAAGGAGAGAAAGAAAACGCGAGAGAUAGACACGCGUAUAUUAAAUGCACAACCGGUUAGAGCGGUUCCAUUACACAGGCGCUGAUACAUGCUUAAAUUUAGCCUUUUCCUCUCUUUCGUCCUUUUUUCCUUACGUUCGUUAAGCGAAUGUGCACGUGAUAUGAGCGGAGUAUAGGACCUCGCUCAUCCGACAAGUGUUGCUCCGCCAUAACCUAGCGCAACUGACAGCUGUGUCUUAUCAACAAUAAUUACAACAGCUGGCAUGCCGCCGGUUGUUCGGUAGUUCACGUCAGGAUGGUAUAUUCUGACGGUACAUCUGAUGAUACGUCCGACGGUAUAUUCCUGAAGGAGAGAGAGAAUGGCGCUUACCCGCCGCAAGUCUCUGGUGAAAUUGUCAUUUUGCAUAUUUUACAUAAUCGGUAUUCUGAUAAUUGCCAAGCAAUUAUUUCGUGCCAAUGACAAUCCCAGGGUUUACAAGGAGCAGCUUCCAUUCCCGAGGAAUGGCAAUAACUCUCGGAGGCAGAAAGAUGUGGAUAUUGCAUUACAGAGGUUGCAGGUGGAGAGAUAUGAGCAGCAGAUAUCAAAAUUGGAACGCAACGUUGUACCUGGACUUGGGGAUGACGGAGAACCCGCUUAUCUAUACGGAAGAGAUAAGGUUCUAGGUGAAGCGGCACUUGCGAAAAAAGCGUUGAAUGUCGUCCUCUCAAAUAAGAUAUCGUUGACCAGAAAAUUACCAGAUGUACGCAACCCCCUAUGUGCAAAUCUUACAUACGAUAGAUUAUUACCAAGUGCUAGUAUAAUAAUUAUUUUUUAUAACGAACCAUGGAGCGUUCUGUUACGCACAGUGCACAGUGUCUUGAAGGGUUCUCCGCCAAAUCUAUUAAAAGAGAUUAUUUUAGUGGACGAUCACAGCGAGGAAGAAGAACUUCAGGGACAAUUGGAUUAUUAUCUUUCGACGCGUUUACCCGCCAAAGUAAAGCUACUGAGAUUACCGUAUAGACAAGGAUUGAUACGUGCUCGUCUACAUGGGGCUAAAAUUGCUAGGGGCGAUGUUCUCGUCUUCCUGGAUGCACAUUGCGAAGUUAUUAAAGACUGGUUACAACCUCUGCUACAGCGAAUAAAGGAGAAUAAAAGUGCUGUACUAAUGCCAAUAAUUGAUAACAUUUCCGAGGAGACAUUAGAAUACUUCCACGAUAACGAGGCGUUUUUCUUUCAAGUUGGUGGUUUUACAUGGUCGGGACAUUUCACGUGGAUAAAUAUUCAGAAACCCGAGAUCGAGUCGCGUUCCUCUCCUAUAUCGCCAACUAGGUCUCCUACUAUGGCAGGCGGUCUAUUUGCUAUUGAUAAAAGAUAUUUUUGGGAAAUUGGUAGUUAUGACGAUAAGAUGGAUGGCUGGGGAGGCGAAAAUUUGGAGAUAUCCUUCAGAAUUUGGCAGUGCGGUGGUACUCUAGAAAUAAUUCCUUGCUCUCGCGUUGGCCAUAUAUUUCGAAACUUUCAUCCAUAUAAAUUCCCAAACGAUAAAGAUACUCACGGAAUAAAUACUGCCCGUUUAGCAUUUGUAUGGAUGGAUGAAUAUAAACGAUUAUUUUUACUUCAUCGUAGUGAAUUCAAGGACAAUCCAAAACUCAUUGGCGACAUAAGCAAACGUUUGGAAUUGCGGAGAAAGCUCAAAUGUAAAAGUUUUAAAUGGUAUCUCGACAAUGUUUACCCGGAAAAAUUCAUUCCCGAUGAAAACGCAAUAGCUUACGGCCGUGUCAAAUUGCGCAAUAGACGACUGUGUUUAGACAAUCUGCAACGUGAAGAAGAUAAACCGUACAAUUUAGGUUUAUACAAUUGUCACACCAAGUUAUAUCCAAGUCAGUUUUUCUCGUUGAGCAAGUCCGGCGAAUUACGGAGAGAGGAAACAUGUGGGAGAAUAUUGGAUAUUGAUUCAAAAUCGUAUGCGCAAAUUCAAAUGUCUGACUGCAACAGUGAAAAAGGUGGAAAGGAAUGGGUAUUGACGAAGGACGGCAGGAUAAUACAUGUGGAAACUGGUCUCUGCCUCGACGGUACUAAACUACAUAGCGAUGAGAACGUACGAGCGACUCGUUGUAGUAAUGUACCAGAUCAAUUCUGGAAAUUUGAUUUCUCUAAUAAAGUGCUAUCUGCAUAGCGUAUCGUGCA